Molecule: messenger RNA, 2709 nt
Organism: Orbilia oligospora ATCC 24927
Lineage: Eukaryota; Fungi; Ascomycota; Orbiliomycetes; Orbiliales; Orbiliaceae
Exons: 4
Coding region: 1-2709 (902 amino acids)
Biological process (GO): ribosomal small subunit assembly; maturation of SSU-rRNA from tricistronic rRNA transcript (SSU-rRNA, 5.8S rRNA, LSU-rRNA)
Cellular component (GO): small-subunit processome; Pwp2p-containing subcomplex of 90S preribosome
Molecular function (GO): protein binding
Source: RefSeq, a predicted model, not a curated record
AUGAAGACCGACUUUAAUUUUUCAAACUUGCUGGGCACAGUCUACUGCAAAGGCAAUCUCGUCUUCACCCCAGAUGGCACCUCCCUGCUAUCGCCCGUCGGAAAUCGAGUGACCUGUUUCGACCUUGCGAAUAACAAAUCAUACACCUUUCCAUUCGCCCACCGCAAGAAUGUCGCCCGUAUAGCUCUCUCCCCACAAGCCACCCUACUCCUCUCAGUUGACGAAGACGGUCGUGCGAUUCUUACAAAUUUCAUUCGUCGAACCGCCCUCUAUAACUUCAACUUUAAAUCCAAAGUCCACGACCUUCAAUUCGCGCCUGACGGAAGACAUUUCGCUGUCGCGGCGGGUCGAAACAUCGAAGUAUGGAAGACGCCAGAGUUUUCCGAGGAUAGAGAGUUUGCACCGUUCGUUAGGCAUAGAGUGUAUACCGGUCAUUUUGAUGACGCGAAUAGUAUUACAUGGUCGUCAGAUUCAAGGUUUUUCUUGACAGCGUCGAAGGAUCUGACGUCGAGGAUAUGGUCUUUGAACCCUACGGAAGGUUUUGUACCCACUACGUUGGGUGGCCACAAGGAGUCCGUUAUCGGCACCUACUUCUCGGCAGACCAAGAAACAAUCUACUCUGUUAGCAAAGAUGGCGCCGUAUUCACGUGGAAAUACACUGUUCCUAGGAGGAAUGUCAUGGAACUUGAGGACGAUCCUGAAGAAGCACCCCAGGACCCCUCUCAGGAACGCUGGCGGAUAGUCAAGAAGCGCUUCUUCAUGCAAGGCUCUGCUACAGUCAAAUGCGCCACCUAUCAUGCUCCAUCAAACCUCUUGAUCGUAGGCUUCUCGACAGGUCUCUUCAGUCUCUACGAAAUGCCGGAAUUCAACCUCAUCCAUACGCUCUCCAUCUCCCAGAAGGAAAUUGACCAUGUCUCCAUAAAUCCCUCAGGCGACUGGCUCGCCUUUGCCGCCUCAAAACUCGGCCAACUUCUUGUCUGGGAAUGGCAAUCAGAAUCCUAUAUAUUGAAGCAACAAGGCCAUUACGAUUCCAUAAAUUCUCUCCUCUAUACCCCCUCGGGGCAGCAUAUAAUCACCACUGCCGACGAUGGUAAAAUUAAAGUAUGGGACACAAUAUCUGGCUUCUGCAUCGUCACAUUCACCGAACAUACCUCCGGAGUUACUGCCUGUGCAUUCGCAAAACGAGGGAAUGUUCUCUUCACGGCAUCACUUGACGGUUCAAUCCGUGCAUGGGAUUUAAUCCGUUACCGAAACUUUCGAACUUUCACAGCCCCAUCUCGUCUACAGUUCUCUUCGCUGGCAAUUGACCCAAGUGGUGAAGUCGUCUGUGCUGGCUCAUUGGACUCCUUCGAUAUCCACCUCUGGUCCGUCCAAACAGGCCAACUUUUAGAUUCCCUCUCUGGUCACGAAGGUCCUGUGUCUUCUCUCGCCUUUGCAGCAGAUGGGAACACAUUGGUCAGCGGCAGCUGGGACCACACAAUUCGCAUCUGGAGCAUCUUCGGCCGCACACAACUUUCUGAACCACUGAAUCUUCAUUCAGACGUCUUAGCUGUCGCCUUUCGUCCUGAUGGCAAACAAAUAGCGGCCUGCAGUCUUGACGGUGAACUCAGUUUUUGGGCUGUAGAUGAUGCCGUUCAAGUCAGCCAUGUAGACGGUAAACGCGAUGUCUCCGGCGGUCGCAGAGUCGGUGAUCGCAGAACUGCGGCUAGCAGCCCUGGUGGAAAGAACUUCAAUACGGUUUGCUAUAGUGCUGAUGGAACAUGUGUUCUUGCAGGCGGGAAUAGCAAGUACAUCGUUCUGUACGACGUCGAUACUGGCUCUCUACUUAAAAAAUUCAGUGUCUCGAUUAACCUUUCAAUUGACGGAACUCAGGAGAUGUUAAAUUCAAAGAACAUGACAGAAGCUGGACCGAUCGAUUUAAUCGACGACCAAGGCGAAGCCUCGGACUUGGAAGAUAGAAUCGAUAAAUCGUUACCCGGUGCAUCAAGGGGUGAUGCAUCAGUCAGAAAAGUUCGGCCGCAGAUCAGAGUUACUUCCGUAUCCUUCUCGCCAACAGGCAGAGGGUUUGCGGCAGCGAGUACGGAGGGGUUGGUUAUCUACUCAUUGGAUAACUACUAUACCUUCGACCCAUUCGAUUUAGAAAUUGAUAUCACACCAACCACGAUUUUGGGGACUCUAAGACGGAAGGAUUAUCUCAAAGCCCUUGUGAUGGCGUUUAGGCUUAAUGAGAAAUACUUGAUUCAUCAGGUAUACGAGGGUAUUCCUGUAGCGGAUAUAAAACUGGUGGUCAAGGAAUUGCCAGUGGUAUACCUAUCGCGAUUACUAGGCUUCAUAGCAAAGAUCUCAGAAGAGAGUCCACAUCUGGAGUUCCACCUAUUGUGGUUUGAAGCAGUAUUGGGACUACAUGGAAGAGUCUUACGGGCUCAACAAGGCAAAUACGGUAGUGAAUUGAGGAUGGUACAGAAGUGUGUGGUGGCGAUACAGACAGAAUUGGCGAGAUUGGCCGACGAGAAUAUAUAUACCCUCGACUAUCUCCUAUCCACCCCCAAAACGUCCGCAAAGCAGCAACAGGACAAAACAAAACCCAAGCUGCUAAUGGCCCCUGAGGAUGUGGAUAGCGAAGGUAGUAAUAAUGGCGAUAUCCAAAUGAAUGGAGAGUCGCCAGGAGGGGGUGCUGGCUGGGAAGGAUUCAGCGACAGCGACGACUAG